CUGUCACAGCUCGCGUCUCAGCUCCACACAAGGUGCACUGAGCUCCUUGCGAACAAAGCUGAGAAUAGAAAGGGGAGCCGUUCUUGAUGUUUCGCGGACACCAACUGUCUGCACAAUUCCAAUUCAUCUCUUACCCACAUAUUCCAUCAAUUAAUACCGACAAGGCGACAUGGUUCCAGUGAAUCGUCGCCGACAAGCCAACGAAGCCAUUCAGCGUUGUCCUUCAGGAUACUUCAAAUCUUCAGAGUAAUCUUUCAUGUUCGCGCACUAUUCAUCAAUCCAUCCAAGUUCGUCCGCUUAAACACCGAGCGUUUCCUGACCUUGCGCGGACACACCGGUCACACUUUUUGCUCUUAGCCACCAUAUGAUACACAAAAAGACCAAUAGCCUUCGUUUACUCUCCAAGCGAAGUUCUAAACGCUUUGUCAAACAGGCCCAAACGACGAACCGUUUAAAACAGCGCACUAAGCACAAGAACCCCCUGACUGCGCAGGCGCAGUCAAUCCGUCCAGUGGGACGACCCGGGACGAGCGCGGGGAGCAUGGACGCCUAACUCUAUGCACAUUCUACACAAACUUUACAUAGCAUAGAAGCGUGGGGCACGUCGGAAGUUCUUCUCACUGUACUCGAGAUUCCUCGCGCUUGGACUCAUACUUUCUAGCCGGAAGGUUACAUUGUGUUCUCAGGUCAACCAAGAGCGUAGGCGGCCACCAGCUCAAGAGAUCUCAGCACCUUCGGCAAGAGAUUACCUGAGAACCAGGUUACCAUCCAGGGUACUUUUGGAUAUUGCAUAUAUACUAGCGGUGAUUCAUCUCUCGUUUAAUUUGCGUAUCUCCUACACGGUUAUGAAUAGACGGUUGCUUGGUGUCUAUUUACUCCGUAUUUCAACAGAAACUUUUACGAUUUCAAGUCAAACGAGGUAAGCACAAUUUCCGUAUAUCCUUGAGAGAUCUUGACCCGGUCCUGGCACGUCCGGCAUCAUUAUUGUGGAUCUUUUGACCGUCUUAUUCCUGUUAUCGGAGAGCCUGAUGAAAACCGGCUAGGGUCCGGGAGUACCCAUCCGCCUUUAGACAUCUCUAUUCAACUCGACAGUCAUAGAUCUGACCAAUGCUAGCUUCACUCUUCCCCAAUUCAGGUUGAGGAUGGAAGUUAUGCCUUGCACAAUAUAUUCCGUCUGAAUAAACUGGAUCUUGUUUCGGCCCCCUGAUUGGUGCGCUGGAUUCCUGUGGGCCCCUUCCGCGGAGAGUCCGCGGAAGGAAGGAAAAAGGGGUCUUGGCACCAGGUCCAGGAGCCCGGGGCGGGAUUCCACUCAGCGGAAUCCAGAAGGACAGGAUGAGGCAUCGGCCAACUGCAAUACGCACUCAUAGCAGGUACAGCCCGAUCCGAGGACCGCCCGAGGACUCCGGUGCGAUGCCCGUAGCACUCAUUAUAUUCACCCUAGAUCGGCCCAACAGUUUGUAUAAAGGAGCAACAAUCGUGAAAUGCUCAUCUGAUUCCAUAGAGCAUUGACCAUUGUGCUCAAGACAUCAUCCGGAAAUAUAUCUUAUUUUUGCUGUAUUUGCCGUGGCAGCGAUCUUUAAGUCAACAUGGUAGAGAGAGAGCUGGCGUCCCUUCCAACUACUCCAGAUCAUUCCUCGCUGCCUAUGGCGGCGAUUGAGAGUGCCACAACAGCCGUAAAAGCGAGUUCACGUGAGUCCCAUUCCAACCGUUGCCUGUUGAUGCCCUUUACCUGAGUAGAAUGGGACAUUAGUGUUCGCAUCUGUUUGACAAAUAUCGGGGUACUGCGACAGGCAUCAUGAUCGCUGGGUCGUCGAUUGGUGGUAUUAUCUGGCCAAUCAUGCUAGAUCAGCUCUUGAAUAAGCAUCAGAGGAGCUUUGGCUGGUCAUUCCGAAUCGUGGGAUCUGUGAUGAUACCUCUCUGCCUUCUCAUCACAUUAGCAAUUCGAGUGCCUUCAAAGAGGAACGAUGCGAGGCAAGCAGACAAUGCCAACAGGGGAGCAAAUAACGGGCCCAGCAAGGAAAAAAAGCCCGAUAUCUCCAUCGUGAAAAAUCCCACUUUCAUCCUGCUCUGUAUCGGAUUGUCUGUCGCAACAUUUGGUCUCUUCGCACCACUGUUCUUUAUCCCGACGUAUGCAGUGGCGAAUGGUCUUUCGGCCAGUCUAGCGUUUUACCUCAUCUCAAUGCUCACCGGCGCCUCCCUAGUGGGAAGAGUGUCGACGGGGUAUCUCGCCGACAAGUACGGGAAUCUCAACCUGUGCUUCGUUACAACUGCACUCACGGGUGUAAUUGCUAUGUGUUGGACCAAGGCCACCAGCAAGGCGGCAAUUAUAAUCUUCGCUUUGGCUUAUGGCUAUACUUCUGGUGCUAUGUUCAUUUUGCAAACACCUUGUGCGGUGCAGCUAGCCACGCCGGAGUCUCGUGGCACCGCGAUCGGACUUCUCAUGAUCGCCCCUGCUCUUCCCGGGCUUGUCGGCACUCCAAUUAGUGGGCGCUUAGUUCCCAAAGGCUAUCUCGCACUCUCCAUGUAUGCAGGCGCGUUUCUUGCAGGUUCCGCCCUGAUCCUCUGGGCACGCCUGCGCCAAAAUUCGAAGGUGCUUAGCAAGGUGUGA
Messenger RNA from Coccidioides immitis RS, 2608 nucleotides. Its product is annotated as major facilitator superfamily transporter protein. Gene Ontology annotation, biological process: transmembrane transport. The coding region runs from base 1796 to 2608 and encodes 270 amino acids. Gene Ontology annotation, cellular component: fungal-type vacuole membrane. Gene Ontology annotation, molecular function: transmembrane transporter activity. The record is from RefSeq and is a predicted model, not a curated record. NCBI's taxonomy places the organism in Eukaryota, Fungi, Ascomycota, Eurotiomycetes, Onygenales, Onygenaceae. The transcript has 4 exons.